Molecule: messenger RNA, 2142 nt
Organism: Pelobates fuscus (common spadefoot toad)
Lineage: Eukaryota; Metazoa; Chordata; Amphibia; Anura; Pelobatidae
Gene: POU1F1
Product: POU class 1 homeobox 1
Exons: 7
Coding region: 600-1625 (341 amino acids)
Biological process (GO): regulation of transcription by RNA polymerase II
Molecular function (GO): RNA polymerase II cis-regulatory region sequence-specific DNA binding; DNA-binding transcription factor activity, RNA polymerase II-specific
Source: RefSeq, a predicted model, not a curated record
UUCCAGAAUUUGAGUAUAUAACAUAUUAUUUCAUGUCACAUAUACCUUACAACCACUACCAUUUUGAUAUACCAGUAUUAAUGACUGAAUCUCCUACUCACUGCACUUUUGGUAUACUCUCCAAGCUCUUGCACAAACCUUGACACCCCAAAUGUUUAUGAACAACAUUAACGACGAUGACCACAAAGGCUGUCUAAGCAUUUUGGGAAAUGUAGUUCAAGUUAACCAUCACUGUCAAAGAGCACCAGACACUUGCCAGUAUCUCAAAUAACAUGUAAACUAAUGGUAGGUUGGCUUAACAGACGAGCUCAGGUUUCUGUUUUCUCAAACUAAUUGGUUGGAUAUUGUUCGGGUUGGUGGGAAGGACAACAGACGUGUUUAUGUAGCAAUCUCCUGGAGAAAGAGCAUUAAGAUGGAUAAAGGGAUUUUCUAACAGUAUAAAUACCUGCACACGACACCCAUUUUCCAAGUAGCCCCUUUUAUGAAUACAGGCAAUUUUAAAAAAAGGUGUGAUCUAAACAUUUAUUAUUGAUUACUCAAGACUUCCAGAAAAGCAAAACUAAACCAUUCUCCCUUUUCUUCUUUUUCAAUCUGGGGGAAUGAGUUUCCAAGCUUUUGUGACUGCUGAUUCUUUUGUGCCACUAAAUUCUGAAUCUUCAGCUACUUUCCCAGUUAGGAUGCAUCACAGUGAUUAUCUUCCUGUCUCUAAUCACUCCACCAAUGUGGUCUCAACAGGCCUGCACUACCCAAAUCCAUCCUGUCACUAUGGAAACCAGCAAGCUGCCUAUGGGGUCAUGACAGGCAUUAAAUCUGCCACUCCAGAAAUGCUGUCAGCAAGUAUUUCUCAAACAAGAAUUUUACAAACUUGCAGCAUGCCCCUGUCAAACGUUGUCAAUGGAGUGAGCACUCUGCAAGGCAAGUUGUUCUCUAAGUUAAUUAACCACAUAUGUAUUUACCAAUGUAGUCUGCCUCCUUGCCUUAUGAGUGCUAGCUCUUGUGCGCUGGGACAUGGAUUUGCUCCUGUGCAUCAAUCUCUCCUUGGAGAGGACCUAACCACUGCAGACUUCAAGCAGGAGUUCCGAAGAAAAAAUAAACCAAUUGAAGAACCCAUUGACAUGGAUUCUCCAGAAAUUAGGGAGUUGGAAAAGUUUGCUAACCAGUUUAAAGUCAGAAGAAUUAAGUUAGGCUACACACAGACUAAUGUCGGUGAAGCUCUUGCAGCAGUACACGGCUCAGAAUUUAGCCAAACUACAAUAUGCCGUUUUGAAAACCUGCAGUUAAGCUUUAAAAAUGCAUGCAAACUGAAAUCCAUACUAUCAAAAUGGUUGGAUGAAGCCGAACAAGUUGGAGCUUUAUACAAUGAAAAAAUUGGUGGUAAUGAACGAAAAAGGAAACGCAGAACAACAAUAAGCAUUGCUGCCAAGGAAGCAUUGGAGUCUCAUUUUGGAGAGCAAAGUAAACCAUCUUCUCAAGAAAUAAUGAGAAUGGCAGAGGGCUUGAACCUGGAAAAAGAAGUUGUCCGGGUUUGGUUCUGUAACCGGAGACAAAGAGAAAAGAGAGUGAAAACAAGUUUACAUCAAAAUACAUACACUUCAUUCUCAAAAGAACAUCAUGAAUGCAGAUGAAACAAUACUGCUGGCAAAUCCAGCUUUUGCGUAGCUUUAAACCUGUUUCACUGACAGGGUUAUACACUAGAUCUGAGUAACGAGUGAGGUAAAAAUGACCAAGUUGUAACUAUGGCGAGCACGAGCAUUUUUCCAGAUUCAUUUUUGUUUAUCUCAGUUUUUCCGUUUGGAUUGGAUUUGUGAAAAUUUGGAGUUUAGAGAAUAACCCUGUAAAUGUCUGUAAAAUAGUACUUAAAUUAUGAAAUAUAAAUUUGAAAGCACUGUCAAUCAUUUACAUUGUAGGAAAUAGAGUAAAAAUUAAGAGUUUAUGUACUAGUAAAUUGAUGAAAAUUAUCAUUCAGUAUAAAGUGUUAAAAUAUUUAAUAUUGCAAGGCCAAACGUUAUGGAGGUAGAUUAUAAUCAGUUAUAACAUCCUAACCCACAAGACUAAAAAUAGUAUUAUUUUCCCCAACUACCUGAUUCAGCAUCCCGGAUAUUUUAUAUUACAUGACUUUCCAAAGCAAUGGCUCAGGUUAGA